Messenger RNA from Oncorhynchus gorbuscha (pink salmon), 1430 nucleotides. Its product is annotated as actin-related protein 2-A-like. Gene Ontology annotation, biological process: Arp2/3 complex-mediated actin nucleation. Gene Ontology annotation, molecular function: actin filament binding. Bases 109 to 1308 code for a protein of 399 amino acids. The record is from RefSeq and is a predicted model, not a curated record. The transcript is spliced from 10 exons. Gene Ontology annotation, cellular component: Arp2/3 protein complex; actin cortical patch. Lineage: Eukaryota; Metazoa; Chordata; Actinopteri; Salmoniformes; Salmonidae.
CGAAUACCCCCCCCCCCCCGGAAGAUGCCAAGACAGUCUGGGUGGUGACUUCCGGCUUGCUGAAGAAAGUUGAGCUGGGGAGGUUUGCUGGCUCCUGGGUUUUGCAAAAUGGAUAGCCAGGGAAGGAAAGUGGUGGUUUGUGACAAUGGAACCGGGUUUGUGAAGUGUGGCUAUGCAGGCUCCAACUUCCCCGAGCACAUCUUCCCUGCCUUGGUGGGCAGGCCAAUCAUUCGCUCCACAGCCAAAGUGGGCAACAUUGAGAUUAAGAAUAUUCAGAAGAUGGACCUGAUGGUGGGCGACGAGGCCAGCGAGCUGCGCUCCAUGCUAGAGGUCAACUACCCCAUGGAGAACGGCAUCGUCAGGAACUGGGAUGACAUGAAGCACCUGUGGGACUACACCUUCGGGCCUGAGAAGCUCAACAUCGACUCCAGGAACUGCAAGAUCCUGCUCACCGAGCCGCCCAUGAACCCCACCAAGAACCGAGAGAAAAUCAUCGAGGUGAUGUUUGAGACGUAUCAGUUCUCAGGGGUCUACAUUGCUAUCCAGGCUGUGCUGACGCUCUACGCCCAAGGCCUGCUGACAGGUGUUGUGGUGGACUCUGGGGACGGUGUGACACACAUCUGUCCGGUGUACGAGGGCUUCAGCUUGCCCCAUCUGACACGACGCCUGGAUAUCGCUGGGAGGGACAUAACCCGCUACCUCAUUAAGCUGUUGUUGCUGAGGGGCUAUGCGUUCAACCACUCUGCAGACUUUGAGACGGUGCGGAUGAUGAAGGAGAAGCUGUGCUAUGUGGGUUACAACAUCGAACAGGAGCAGAAACUGGCUCUGGAGACCACCGUGCUGGUCGAGUCCUACCAGCUCCCAGACGGCAGGGUGAUCAAGGUGGGAGGGGAGCGUUUCGAGGCUCCAGAGGCUUUGUUCCAGCCCCAUCUCAUCAACGUAGAAGGAGUCGGGGUGGCAGAGCUGCUCUUCAACACUAUCCAUGCAGCAGACAUCGACACCAGGUCUGAGUUCUAUAAACACAUAGUGUUGUCAGGUGGGUCCACCAUGUAUCCAGGUCUUCCAUCUCGACUAGAGAGGGAGCUCAAACAGCUCUACCUGGAACGUGUGCUGAAAGGAGACGUGGACAAACUCUCGAAAUUUAAGAUCCGCAUCGAGGACCCGCCGCGGCGUAAGCACAUGGUGUUCCUGGGCGGGGCCGUGCUGGCGGACAUCAUGAAGGACAAAGAUAACUUCUGGCUGACCAGGGAGGAGUACCAGGAGAAAGGAGUCAGGGUGCUGGAGAAACUGGGAGUCACUGUCAGAUAAAGACCUCCACAAUGUUAAAGACCACACACACACACACACACACACACACACACACACACACACACACACACACACACACACACACACACACACACACACACACACACACACACACACACACA